Molecule: messenger RNA, 2114 nt
Organism: Oxyura jamaicensis (ruddy duck)
Lineage: Eukaryota; Metazoa; Chordata; Aves; Anseriformes; Anatidae
Gene: ELOA
Product: elongin A
Exons: 8
Biological process (GO): transcription elongation by RNA polymerase II
Cellular component (GO): elongin complex; nucleus
Source: RefSeq, a predicted model, not a curated record
GACAAAGGGAAUGUGAGUCGAAACAAAGAGCACAAGUCUUCUCACAAAGAGAAGCAGCGACUUGAUGGCAGAGUGGAGGACAGGACCUCUGCGUUCAGCCCAGAAAGAUGGCACAAGACUUCUUUUAAAGAGUACCUCCGAGAAAGCCCCGUGGCAGGAUGCAGCAAGGAGAAGCAGAGGAUGUCAGAUGGCACCAAGGAGAAGAGCCGAGAAAGCAGCUCCUCCAGAAAGGAGAAGCUACACGUGCAGCUGCACUUGGAAGAGUCUCUGGACAACCAUGUGAAGAAGCGAAAACAUCGGGACUCUGACAAAAGCAAAUUGGAAAAGUCCAAGCCGGGCCUGGAGACAUCGAACAGAGAGCGGGAGAAACGGAAAGCUGAGAGUGACUCCUCGAGCAGGGUUAAAGAAGAGGGGAUUUCUGGGAGCUUAAAAUCUUCUGAGGGGAAGCACAAAGCCUCUGAGGUGGACAAGAAAUCUGUGGGCUUCUCCUCAAGUUUUGGGGAAGGGGAAGUGGAGGAUGAAUUUGAACAGCCUACGAUGUCCUUUGAGUCAUACCUCAGUUACGACCAGCCCCAGAAAAAGAAAAAGAAAGUGGCCAAACCUUCUGUGCCAGCUGGGGAGAAAGACCAAGGACACAGCAAACAGAAUGGAUCCAAAGCCAGUACCAAGAGCUCAAGCUCGAGUCGCAAGAGUCCGAGCCACAAACAGGCGAGUGAGAAAAAGGCAGAGGAGAGACAACCAGAGCCUCCUAAACCAAACAGGAUAUUCAUAGAUGUGGUGCCAACGUUACCAGACAUCCCGCUGCCCCUGACCCAGGCCAGCCACCGUCCUCUUCCCUCAGUCGAGUCCAUUACCUGCUCCCAGACGAAAAGGAAAGCAGUGUCCUCGCCAGUUGAAGAGAGUGAGGCAGGCUUUACAGGUCGACGGUUGAAUUCGAAGAUGCAAGUGUAUUCGGGCUCCAAAACUGCGUACCUCCCAAAGAUAAGGACUUUGCAUGAGCAGUGUAUCAGAGUCCUCCAUAACAACAUCAACUCAAUCUGUGAAGUGGGUGGUGUCCCUUUCUCAGUGCUGGAGCCAGUAUUGGAGAGAUGCACCCCAGAGCAACUGUAUCGCAUCGAGGAACGUAAUCAUGUUCUCAUUAAGGAUACAGAUCAGCUGUGGCACAAUCACUGUCUCCGAGACUUCAAGAAUGAGAAGCCAGAAGAAUCUGAGUCCUGGCGGGAGAUGUACCUCCGACUUCACGACGCACGAGAGCAGCGGCUGCUCAUGUUAGCACGGAGCAUCGGCUCAGCUCACGCCAACAAGCCCAAAGGUAGAGUGGCCAAAAUGGCCUUUGUGAACUCGGCAGUGAAGCCACCUCCGGACGUACGGAGACGACAGGAGAAGUUUGGAACUGGAGGGGCUCUUCUGCCGGAGAAGACCAAAAUAAAACCAGUCUUCUACACAUCUGGCAAAAGCCACGCUCGUGUGAGCGAGGAGCAGUCCUACGAUGGGCCCAGCACCAGCAGUGCCCAUUCUGUCCCAUCGUCAGGUAGCACCUUCUCCUCCUACAAUCCCAGGAAACCACCGGCGAAGAAAAUUGCACCAUUGAUGGCAAAGACUAUCAAGGCUUUCAAAAACAGAUUCUCUCGGAGAUAGGUUUUCAGCGCGGAGCUGGGAAUUUCUCUCUCGUGGGGCACUGAAGGGGAAGCAGGUACCCAAACAGCCCAGGUCAUGAGAAACUGUGAAGUCUUGGCACCUGCUGAGAGUGGGAAAUGCAGGGACUAUUUACUAUUUAACCUCUUAAUAAAUUAUGAAAAGGUUUUAAUUAAUCCUUUGCCCCUCUAGCCCUCCGGUACUAUUUAUGUUGCUCCCAGUAGUCUCCCCCCUCCCCGUCCAGUCCAAGGGCCAGCCUUCCUGACCAGAGGGCAGGAAUCCACCCGGGUGGGCGCUGGUUGUCACAGGGAGCCUUUCCUUGUGGCCUCGUACCUGCAGGGCCCGAAGUCCCACCUGGGCUCUCUGGGACAGGUGGCACUGGUGGCCCUUCUGCUCAUCGAUCCUUUGGCAAGCGCAUCACGUCCCGAGGCUUUGCUCUCUAAUCGUAUAUCUUAAUAAAAUCUUAGCUCUCGACCUUC